CUUUCUGCCCUGUGCAGGUCAGCAUGACUGUGUUACAGUCAUCAACAAUUUCUUUUCUCGUGCGAGGCUUGAAUAUUACACCAGACCCCAGGGCUCAGAGAGAGAACCUAAACUACCCCACAAACUAGCAGGACCCCUACACAAAAUCAUCAUGACUACUAACCUCAAUCCUGUCAAGAUGGUGAUGCUGGUGAAGGAGGACCCCUUAUUGGUAGAUGUGGUGGCCCUGGAGAAGAGCUACCGUGUGCUGGAUCUGCUCUGUGAGCAGUGUGUGAAACAGCAGGACAUGAAUGAGGUUCAGGCCAUGAAGGUGCACUACAUCAGCUCCGUGCUGCAGAAGUGUCUGGCCUUUCUGCAGGAACGGGAUGACAACCUGGAUGUCCUGUUGAUGAGAGAGUCUUGA
Molecule: messenger RNA, 403 nt
Organism: Carassius carassius (crucian carp)
Lineage: Eukaryota; Metazoa; Chordata; Actinopteri; Cypriniformes; Cyprinidae
Product: ankyrin repeat and MYND domain-containing protein 2-like
Exons: 3
Coding region: 152-403 (83 amino acids)
Biological process (GO): regulation of smoothened signaling pathway
Source: RefSeq, a predicted model, not a curated record